AUGAGUACGUCACGAACACUUCUCCGCUCGACUUUGACGACGAUCCGAAGGGUACCUCCAGCUUUGGUAAGCGUCACAACAAGACGCACACGCUCUGCCGACGAUGCGAUAUUCGAAGGCAACUGCGGAGUCAACUUCAAGUCGGGGUCUGAGGGGAUAUCAAUGGAAAUGAACACGAAGGGAAGAAGGGAAUGGCCUGGAUAUCCUCGCAGACGAGACGGAGAAGGACUUUUCACGAAUUGUCAAGGAAGAAAGCGUUCUUUCCACAUCCAGAAGAGCACCUGUGCCAACUGCGGCUACCCAGCUGCUAAGACCAGAAAGUACAACUGGAGCGAAAAAGCCAAGCGCCGCAAGACCACCGGUACCGGUCGCAUGCGAUACCUCAAGACCGUCGACCGCAAAUUCCACAAUGGAUUCCAAACCGGUACUCCCAAGGGUGCCCGUGGCCCUACGACUGCUUAA
Molecule: messenger RNA, 462 nt
Organism: Talaromyces stipitatus ATCC 10500
Lineage: Eukaryota; Fungi; Ascomycota; Eurotiomycetes; Eurotiales; Trichocomaceae
Product: 60S ribosomal protein L37
Exons: 5
Coding region: 1-462 (153 amino acids)
Biological process (GO): translation
Cellular component (GO): cytosolic large ribosomal subunit; ribosome
Molecular function (GO): RNA binding; structural constituent of ribosome
Source: RefSeq, a predicted model, not a curated record